Molecule: messenger RNA, 1795 nt
Organism: Oppiella nova
Lineage: Eukaryota; Metazoa; Arthropoda; Arachnida; Sarcoptiformes; Oppiidae
Source: the annotation of a GenBank genome assembly
AAUCACUUUUUGUAUCAAAUAUUUUAUUCAAUUUAUUUCAUUUGUCUUCAACUCUAUUGUGAUUGUGUUUGUCUUGUGAACCAUCACUUGAAUCGGUUCCCAUAUAUCAUCGGUUGAUAGUGAGGUGGAGGUUGUGGUCAAAGAGACUACAAAAACGAGAGUAAUCUACAAAUGGGUUACGAUUUGUCGCGAUUUGAGUCGGAAGUGGACGACGAGCUGAAGUGUCCCAUCUGCUGUUCAGUGCUGGAGGAGGCAGUCCAGGCGCCCGACUGCGAGCAUACGUUUUGCAACGAUUGCAUCAAUGAAUGGCUUCAGCGGCAGACCAACUGUCCGGUGGAUCGCCAGCCCCUCAACUCGACUGAUCUGAAGCCAGCGCCACGAGUGCUCCGCAACUUUUUGGCCAAAUUGGACAUCAAAUGCGAAUACGCGAGCUUUGGCUGCAAUUGUGUAAUAAAACUGGAAUUAUUGCAAACCCAUUGCAAUGAAUGUGAUUUCAAUCCAUACAAACCGAUUAUCUGUGAGAAGGGUUGUGGACUGAUUCUGCUCCGGAAUCAAGUGGAAGAACACAACUGUUUGUCUGAUUUGCGGGAAUUAGUGAAUACACAGCAGAAGCAGAUCAAUGAGCUGAAGAACUGCAAGCGUAUACACGAGGAACAGAUCAAUGAACUGAAGAACUCGAAGAAGCUUCACGACGAGAACAUCAGUGAACACGAGAGACAAUUCAUUCAACUCAACGAUCAGAUCAAUCGUCUGCAGCACACGUUAGAACAGAUCCAAAAGCAAUACGAGACCAAUGAUGACGACGACGAUGACUGCUAUGUCUCCAAAGGGCACGGCAUCGGACGCAAGAGACCGUCGACCAGCACUUGGAAAGACAUUCCCAUCAAACGAAACAAAGACAUGUGUGUGUCGUUGAGUGACUCGCAAUCGCACCAACACUUCCACCAUUUGCAUCAAUUCCCACAUUCACCACAUCCUCACUGUUCGUCUUCGCUGUCCACGGCUUGUGUCGGCUCACAGACGAGUGAACACAAGAGUCUGAACAUUACUUUCUACGGCACAGUCAUCACAGUGGAAGUGCUCACAAUUGACACCAUAGAGAGCGUGAAGGCCAAGAUUGACACAAUGGAAGCCAUUCCUACUGACCAACAGCUCCUCUUCUUCGCCGGAUUACAACUCGAAGACCACAAGACUUUGAGUUAUUAUAAUAUUCAUAAGGAAUCUCUCAGACAUCUGGUCCUUAGGCUCAGGGAUGGGAUGAAGAUAUUUGUGAAGACGCUGUCAAAUAAGACAAUUGAAGUACAGGUGGAUCCGAGCGAAACCAUCGAAAUAGUGAAGGUUAAGAUCCACGAACAGGAGGGCAUCUCUCCAUGCGAUCAGCGCCUCCUUAUGGAGGGCCGAGAUUUGGCUGAUUUGCGUACUUUAAGUGAUUACGGCAUUAAACACAACUCCACACUUCAGUUGGAUCUUCAUUUGGGAGGUCCCUGUCCUAUAUGUCAGUCACAAUUCAAGAGCAGCACCAGUGCUCCCAGCCCUACCAGUGGUGGACCACAAUCGCAUCGAAGUACUGCCAGUGAUAUCAGUGACUAAUUAGUUGUAUAUUUGAUUGUAUAGUAUAUGAACUUAAACUUCACACCAAUAAUGCAUACAAUAUUUGGGAAGCACUCCAUCACUACAUCUCUGUUCGACAUUCAGGUAUCCAUUCAUUUGUGAUCUAUUUCUAUACAUAAUUUUAUUUUCAAUAACUUUUAACUUAUUUUUAAUUAAAUAUCCACUUUAAUUAAUUGUAACGAUC